This is a messenger RNA of Aspergillus versicolor CBS 583.65, 1513 nucleotides long. RefSeq lists its product as uncharacterized. The transcript has 2 exons. The record is from RefSeq and is a predicted model, not a curated record. Lineage: Eukaryota; Fungi; Ascomycota; Eurotiomycetes; Eurotiales; Aspergillaceae. Bases 300 to 1349 code for a protein of 349 amino acids.
CGGUGUGCUCCGUCGAAAUCAGCCUCUUGAAACACCAACACUACGGCGUGCUGCCAUUGGCUGGUGUAAGCGCCGCGCUACCUGGUCUGGGGAUAGCCUAGGCUGCUCAGCCUCCGGGGGCUUCUGCCUGGGUUCACUGGCCAUUUCCCAUAACUCGCCCCCACGGAUCCUCAGUUAAGAACAUUGCUUGUGCCUCUUGUUUCUUCCUUUUCAUCCAACUCCUGUCUUUCCUUUGCGUUUUCUCAUCAGAUUCCAUCUCAUCCUUGUUCGGGGGUGAACCAGCUGCUAAGUUCUUCAUCAUGGCGAUCUCACAUCUGGUGCGCCGGGCUGAUGAGGCCUUCGUCCAGAGCGGCGUCAUCGAGCCAUCGUUGCCAGACUCCCCCUGGGGCAUUGUGCUCUUUAUCCUUUCGGUUGUAGUAUUUGCUUUCGCUAUCUUCGUUAUCAAUUACACCUAUGGGACACUAGUUCCAACUCUCGCUAUCGUCGAGGACUCUGACUCGGAUUUGCUUCUCCGCGUCAAUGACGACCCUGCCAACAAGCAGCCUGGAGACCCAGCCGUCCAAGACAUGGGCGUCGAAGCACCCGCCGCUAAGCCCAUCACCAGCAAGCUGCGCACAACUGUCCGCCAUCUUCGCGCUCGCGGUGGCCGUCUCGCUAUUUUCCGUGGGUUCAGCAUGGCUAUGCUUGGCGGCUUCGUUGAAAUAGUCGCUUCCAGCCGGGUGCAGAAUUCGAUCGCUUGGCUACUUGUUGUUAAGCUUAUCACCGCUGUUGUGGUAGCCAAUAUCCAAGUCGCAUGGGUGCACAUCGUGAUAUCUGAGCCCUCUUCCAAGCGCUUUUACAGACGCAUUCCAAGCUUCCGCUCUCUGCCCAAAGUCUUCCCUGCGUUCGCUUUGAUGUACGUUGGCAGUUCUGUUGUUGCUGCUACUAUUAUCUUCGUCGGCCACCUAAUCGCCGGAACCCCGAAUGACACAUCCGUUGACUUCACCAAGGGUGUUCGCCAGUCAGACUUUAUAAUAUACGCUGUCGCUUCCUUAGUUGGUUUCCUCGUCUCGGUUCCUGCUGAGGUUAUUUUCACUCGUGUGGCAGCCUCUACCCUGCCCGAAGACGAUGAGUCUAUCGUUCCGUUUGACCGCAGCUUCGGCGGAAAGGUCGCUCCGGCUAUCACUGGUGGUGGCGUACUGAGCAUCGCUGACGCAUGGAACACCUUUGACCGUGAUGGCUGGAGGCGUUACAUCAAGGCCACUGUGAAGGCCUGGCUUAUGCAAGCCGCCGCUAUCCUCCUGUUCUCGGUCUUGAUCGUUGCCCAGUCUGUUGUUCACAUUCGAAAGGAGGGCAGCGACAAGUCCUAGACUACGAACGAGUCUGUCCCCGAAUUUGAGCCAUUGGCACGACAGUGUUGGAUGUCAGUUUUGAGGUUGACUGCAAGCACCAUACCUUUACCCAGUGUACAUCUGUCAAGUAUCUGCAUGCUUUAAUUAUCUUAUAUAACAAGAAUGAGAAUCUCAGUUGAACG